This is a messenger RNA of Rubroshorea leprosula, 1038 nucleotides long. Lineage: Eukaryota; Viridiplantae; Streptophyta; Magnoliopsida; Malvales; Dipterocarpaceae. The record is from the annotation of a GenBank genome assembly.
GUCUCUCUUCGCUCCAAAACUUACUUCACUUCGAUUCCCAACUCAUUUCCUAACUUCAACAGGGCCACCACAGCUAGAUUCAUGAGUUCUGAGUCGGCUCAGCGAGUCUUCCAACUCAGACUCGAUCCACUCACUGGGAACUCGGAGUGGGUCGUCAUCGACGAGAACGAGGAAGGUCCGGAAAGUAUCAAGGAGCCGCUUCUAGCUACGACGUCGUAUCUCGACAUGCUCAAUGACUCUCCCCGGAACAGAGCCUACCGGUUGGCUAUCGAGAAGACUGUAACAAAACCUUGCCACGUUCUUGAUAUUGGUGCGGGAACUGGGUUUCUGUCAAUGAUGGCGGCAAGAGCAAUGGGGUUGAGUGACUCAACAGCUUCUCUUGGUAGUAGCAAGGGGAUGGUAACUGCAUGUGAGUCUUACCUUCCAAUGGUGAAGCUCAUGCGGAAAGUUCUGCACAGAAAUGGUAUGGGAAGGAGUAUUAAGGUUGUUAACAAACGCUCAGAUGAGCUCAUAGUUGGAGUGGAUAUUCCUUCACGUGCCGACGUACUUGUUAGUGAGAUACUGGACUCGGAGUUGUUAGGUGAAGGGCUAAUACCAACUCUGCAACAUGCGCAUGACAUGCUAUUGGUGCAAAAUCCACUAACAGUGCCCUACCGUGCAACUACCUACGGCCAGGUGAAAUUUACUGAGCCUGGGAUAUGCCACGGGUUCGUCCUAUGGAUUGAUUGGGUGAUGGAUGCAGACAAUGCAAUUGUGUUGUCAACUGGGCCAGAUCACAGAUAUUGGAAGCAGGGGGUUAAGCUUCUGGCUAAGCCUGUAGCAGUUGGAAUACAAAGAUCCGAAUGCACAUCUGAAUCAGUUUCUGCAGUAGUUGAAGCAAUAUUUAAUCCUGCCAGCGGUGAGCUCAUAAUCAAACACGUUUUCUCAUGAUUUCUGUGUUUUUAGGAGAGCCCUUGAGUUUUGACCAUUUUUUCUGGCCGUCCUUGAGUUUGAUUUAAUCUCUCAAUUAUCUUAUAUUUAUCCGAGUGAAAUUUCCAA